AUGGAACAUAAAAUUAAGUUAUUCUUGUUUAUUAAAAUAUAUGCUCUCAUAGGUUUAACUUGGAUAUGUGAUCUUAGCAAUAACGGAAAGUUUAACAAAUAUUUCUAUGACAACUACAAUAAUGAUAGAAAAUUAGGUAUAAGAAAAUAUCGAUUAUUAGCAAAAUAUAAACUAGAUAAGGAUUCAAAUAUUGCGCAUUUAAAAGGGGAUUCAAUAAAUAAUGAAAGGUGCAAAAAAAAUUAUGUAUCUAGUUGUGAAAAAUGGGCUAACGAAAAGAACAAAAAAAAUAAUAGAAAUUUAUUAAAUAAGGCGCAAUAUUAUACAGAAGUUGUGGAUUAUAAUAGUGGAAUGUUUGAUGGAAAACAUUUCCAUUUUGAAAAAAAAUGGAUAAAAAAGAAAAAUUAUGAUAAUUUAGUUGAACGAAAUAGAAGAAUUUGUGACAUAGCUUUAAAAAAAAUAAAAUUUAGAAGUUACGGUUUCGGAGUUGCUCAAUAUUUUAUUUUUUUGUUGUUUGGAGUAGGAUUAGCAGUAUUGCCAACUUUUGAGUUUUGGAGUAGUGUGGGGGAGAAGAUUAAAAGCUCCUCAUUAUUAGGUACUUUGUAUGAUACUUUAAAUAGUUUGAAGGACUAUCAACGUUUUUAUAUUUACUUAGGAAUAUAUAGUGUAAUUAUGAUUAUGUUAUCUGUUAUACUUAUAACUGGAAUAUAUAAGAUUUUAAGAAAUAAUGAAAAAUAUAAUAAAAUUAAAUUAAUGACGGAGUAA
This is a messenger RNA of Plasmodium malariae, 762 nucleotides long. Its product is annotated as fam-m protein. The coding region runs from base 1 to 762 and encodes 253 amino acids. The record is from RefSeq and is a predicted model, not a curated record. Lineage: Eukaryota; Apicomplexa; Aconoidasida; Haemosporida; Plasmodiidae. The transcript is spliced from 2 exons.